Molecule: messenger RNA, 453 nt
Organism: Nicotiana tabacum (common tobacco)
Lineage: Eukaryota; Viridiplantae; Streptophyta; Magnoliopsida; Solanales; Solanaceae
Source: RefSeq, a predicted model, not a curated record
AUGGCCGCUAACAAUGAUUUCAUCAAGGAUAUAACUAUAUCAAAGAUGCAAUGGAAGUUGAAAGUUCGCGUUGUCCGUAUGUGGGAAAAACCGGAUCGUUUUAAUCCUGGCUCUAUAUUCUCCAUUGAAUUGGUUCUACAAGAUGAAAAGGGCGAUCAUAUACAUGCUUCUAUUGGCAAGUCUGUUUUGCAUAUUUUCAACAAAAAAAUUAAUGAGCUUGGAUUAUAUCUUAUGGCGAACUUUAUCGUCUGCCAAAACAAGGAGAGGUUCAACACCACAAAACAUAGAUUGAUGCUGACGUUUACUCAACGGACAACAGUGGCUGAAACAAUUGAUCCACUUUUUCCAAUGAAUAUCUUUGAGCUACGACCAUAUCAUCAAUUGAUAAAUAAAGGUGAUGUCAACGAGAGUGAAUUAUUUGAUGUUAUCGGAGAAAUUGUCAAUUUUAGUGAG